Messenger RNA from Pyricularia grisea, 702 nucleotides. RefSeq lists its product as uncharacterized. The record is from RefSeq and is a predicted model, not a curated record. Bases 1 to 702 code for a protein of 233 amino acids. Gene Ontology annotation, cellular component: endomembrane system; membrane. The transcript has 3 exons. Lineage: Eukaryota; Fungi; Ascomycota; Sordariomycetes; Magnaporthales; Pyriculariaceae.
AUGACAGUCAAACAUUCCCUCCAGCGGUUGAGAUCUCCCUCCCGGGACCUCUCACUGACGCUCCAUAUUCUCGGACUGGCUUCAUUCUACCAGUCCUUUCGCUACCUCUACAUCUUCCCCACGCCAAUCAGCUCGGCGUACGGCGGUAGCGGCCAAUUCCUUACAAUCAUCGGCCUUGGCUUGUCGAUGAUAGCCUUUGGGUUGGGACUUCUGGCCGACGUAACCCUGAGCCCGACAUUGUUCAAGGCCAAGAACUUUGUCGCAGUAUGCGCGAACCCGCUCGAGGUCUUGAUCAGCAUCUUGUACUGGGGGAUUGCAAUUUAUGACAAGGAAUUGUUGAUGCCAUCCGAAUAUAGUCUGCCCUGGGCUGUUGAUAUUGGCUACCACGCCGCUCCAGCAAUCUUCUUGACCAUCGACCUGCUGUUCUUCAGCCCUCCUUGGACCGUCAAAGCCAAUGGAGCUGUUGGCCUCAGCAUGGUGUUGGCAUUCUUGUACUGGGGCUGGAUAGAGCACUGCGCCGGCCACAAUGGAUGGUACCCGUAUCCAAUUCUGGGCAUUUUGACCACCACGCAGAGGGCCUUUUUCUUUGCAUUCUGCGCCGGUCUCGAGGCAAGCAGCACGAUGGCCCUGAAAUGGCUCUAUGGCAAGGUCAAUGGGAUCGAAGAGUUCAAGAGGGAGGCUAUUAAGCCUGCAAAGAUGUAG